AAUUUAUUUUGAGCAAUGUUGAAGCGCUGUGGACGCGAUGGACGCCGCUACUUGGUUGGAACUGUUCGCACCUAUGCCAAGGAUAUACGCUUUGGGAUGGAGGCGCGGGGACUGUUGCUGAAGGGCAUGGAUAUCAUGAGCAAUGCAGUGUCCGCCACGUUGGGUCCGAGGGGCAGAAAUGUCUUGAUCGAGCGGCUCAUGAUUUCGCCCAGGAUCACCAAGGAUGGGAUAACAGUGGCGAAUAAUGUCCAGCUGGAAGAUCGACGCUGCAACAUGGGCGCCCAGCUGCUGAGACACACCACCUCAAACACAAACAACGAUGUGGGCGAUGGCACCACCACGGCCACGAUACUGGCCAGAGGCAUGGCCAGCCAGGGACUGGAGGUGACCCGCCAGUGGCAGGUCAAUGUCCACGCCUUGCGUGAGGGCAUGCUCGAGGCAUCGCGGGUGGUGUGCGAGGAGCUGCAGAGCAUGUCCCAAAAAGUCGAGAUGAUCGGCGAGGUGGAGGCCGUGGCCACGAUUGCGCUCAACGGAGACAAACGAUUGUCGGGCAUGAUUGGCGACGCUGUCUUCGAGCUGGGCGAGGCGGGAGUGUUCUUGCUUAAGGAGUCAAAGAGCCUGAGGGAUGAGCUCAAAGUGCAGGAAGGUGUCACGCUGCCGGAGGGCUUCGUCUCUCCUCUGUUUGCCAACCAGGGGAAUGGCAACCGAGUGGAGUACAGCAAUGUCCUGCUGUUGGCCACGCUGGCUAGCAUUGAACGGCUGGAUGACAUUCUGCCCGCUCUAGAGUUGGCCAAGAGCAAAGAGCAGCCGCUGCUGAUCAUAGCAAACGAUAUUUCGGAAGAGGUGGUGAAGGCUUUGGUGGUGAAUCAGCUCAGAAACUGCCUGCGAGUGUGCGCCGUCAAGGCGCCCAGCUACGGCUCGGAGCAGCGAGAUCAGAUGCAGGAUUUGGCACUGGCCAUGGGCGCCAAUCUCCUAGAGAAUUCCACUCGUCUGUCUGCAGUGGAGGGAGAGGACCUGGGAGUGGUGAGCGAAGUGAUUGUCGACUCCAGCUCGACCCACCUACUCCAUCCACGCAUCCACAACGAGGACCAAGUGCACGCAAGGGUCCAACACAUCAGAGCCCUCAUGGAGGAGGCGAUCACCGACGAGGAGGUGGACAAGCUGAAUGAGCGCAUGGGGCGACUCUUUGGCUAUCUGGCCACCAUUUACGUGGGCGGGGCCAACGAUCUGGAGGUCAGCGAGAAGAAGGAUCGACUGAAUGAUGCUCUCCAUGCGGUGCAUGGGGCCAUCAGUGAUGGCAUUGUGCCAGGCGGCGGCACUGCUUACCUCAGAUGCAUUCCCGCCCUGGAUGCGUUGCCCCGAUCAGAUAUACCCGAGCACCAAAUUGGGCGAGACAUUGUCAGGAAUGCUCUGCGCCUGCCCUGCUACACCAUUGCCCGCAAUGCUGGCGUCAAUCCGGACGAAGUUAUCCGCAAAGUGCUCGAGGGAAGCGGCAACUUUGGCUAUGACGCGGCCGCAGGGGAGUACUGUGAUCUCAAGCAGCGCGGCAUUGUCGAUCCCACAAGUGCCCUGCGAGCAGCCAUGUCCGAGGCGGCAGGAAUAGCCUCGCUGCUUGCCACAACGGAGGUGCUCAUAACAGAGGAGCGCAUCAGCCUAAAAGUGCCCAGGAAUGAAGUAACCAAAGAUCUAGCAGGACUCAUUGGAAUGUAGAAAGAAGUGGCAAAUGCUCUUCCAAAUUUAGCAUGUAUUUUAAAAUAGGAAACUAAGUCAUUCAA
Messenger RNA from Drosophila subobscura, 1775 nucleotides. It is a transcript of the gene Hsp60D, whose product is annotated as 60 kDa heat shock protein homolog 1, mitochondrial. Lineage: Eukaryota; Metazoa; Arthropoda; Insecta; Diptera; Drosophilidae. Bases 16 to 1710 code for a protein of 564 amino acids. The transcript has a single exon. Gene Ontology annotation, molecular function: ATP-dependent protein folding chaperone; ATP binding; protein-folding chaperone binding. Gene Ontology annotation, cellular component: mitochondrial matrix; mitochondrial inner membrane. Gene Ontology annotation, biological process: protein refolding; protein import into mitochondrial intermembrane space; mitochondrial unfolded protein response. The record is from RefSeq and is a predicted model, not a curated record.